This is a messenger RNA of Porites evermanni, 558 nucleotides long. Lineage: Eukaryota; Metazoa; Cnidaria; Anthozoa; Scleractinia; Poritidae. The record is from the annotation of a GenBank genome assembly.
AUGAAUUCAGCGAAAGUUAAACGUAGUCUAUCUCACCUCGAUCGAUUGUUCGGAAGGAAACGAACACAGACAUGGCCACCCGUUCCUUUGACAGAAGUUGGCAGAGUAAACGGUUGCAGGAAUUCUUUGACAUUGGCGACAAUUCCCGAAAGAGACUCGUCGGUCAAAUCUGCAAAAACGAACUCGCCCGGAAGACGUCGCGCGGGCACCAUCGCCGACCUUCGCGCCCCGCGUGUACAAGAUGAGCAACUCCGAACUAUAAUUUUAGACGUCUUGACAUCUUAUUUGGCGCAGUUUUCCGAAUAUAACCACAAUCUUUUCGGACGGCUUGGCCCUUUACUGAGUGAGCUCAUUAAAGUUCGUGUCGAGGAAGAAUCCCGCGAGACACACAAGAAAUACAAAAUCGUGUCCCAAGUAUAUAUUGGCGCGGUCUUAGAGGACGGUAUCGACGCAGCUACACAAUGCUUGUGGACGCCAUGCUGUGAUAAAUUUGCCACAGCUAGUUAUGGAACAAAGACUUUAUUUGCUGUUGGAAUCGUCUUCGCCGUGCAAUUGUAA